AUGCUACUAUCGAAAUCUACAUCGCUUUUGCUAGCUUUGAGCUUUCUCUUCAUUAGAGCUCAAGGGUUUGACGAAAGCCUCUUAAACAGAGAAGUUAUCGGCUAUCGAACAGCUUCAAAGGAAGAAGCCGAGAAAAUCAAUGAGAAUCAUAAGCCAUAUAGAGACAAACGAUUCGAUGAAGGCCGACGGCUUAAUCAGUUAGGGUCUGGCUUUUAUAUGACACCAGAUCCUGCUGGCUGGGAAGGUGAUAUGGAUAAAGAGAACUGGUAUUGUGUUAUCACGGCGGAUAGUGACAAGAUUAAAGACGCGCGCAAAAUAUACAUCCCAGAGUAUUACGAAGAGACUUCGCAUGAAGAGAUUGAGGAGAAGAUGUUAUGGCACGAAGGCGAAGAAGUCAUCGUGGAAUACAUCAGGAAAUUCUUACCAGACCCCGAGAAAGUGCUACGCUUCUCAUAUAUCUCACUUUACGAGGAAGAUACGCAGAUGCUCAUUCCAACUGAUAUGCUGAAUAGCGAUGUGUUGGAUUUAUGGUCUCAAUGCUAUGCAACAGAGGCAGAGCUACUAGCACACUCGAGAGAAGUUAUUGAUUGGAAGAAGUGGGACAUUGCUGGAGACCCUGGAAUACCGGUGCUUUGGGGCUAG
This is a messenger RNA of Drepanopeziza brunnea f. sp. 'multigermtubi' MB_m1, 642 nucleotides long. RefSeq lists its product as uncharacterized. The record is from RefSeq and is a predicted model, not a curated record. Lineage: Eukaryota; Fungi; Ascomycota; Leotiomycetes; Helotiales; Drepanopezizaceae.